AUGGCUGGCCGGAAACAUGCAGUCGAGGGCUUGACAACGAGGCAUGUCGUCUACCUGGUCGUGAUGCACAUGAUUGGCGCCAUGAUUCUUGAUGGAGGCAUCAACUUUGGGCUUGCCACCGCAAUGUACAAGAACACAAGUAAGGCCAUCUUUCUUUGGCCUUUGCCGAACACCCUGGCCGGAGACGCUGCUGUCACCAUUAUCAUCCAACAGGCCCUCACUUGGAUUCUGGACCGAUUGGCCGUCAAUGGAGACCUCAAGAAGGGGUUGGUCGCUCCACUCAGGAUGCCCAAGAAUGCCAAUCCAGUCGUCCGUUGGUUUGUGGGGCUUGAGCAUGUAGGGAUACACAAGACCCUGAAGGAAAAGAUUGGGUACUAUCUCAAUUUUCACGGCAAGCGCAUUGCGGUUCUGAUCCUGGCCACAUUUAUCCUGUACUGGCCCAUCACGAUCGGCAUCCUGUCGGGGCUCAAGAUCCAUAGCAUUGGCAAGGAUUACAGUAGCAUGGGUGGCGACUUCAACACAUGGCCGCUUCCACAGAUCUUCAAGGGCGUGUAUGGCUUCGCUGUCGGUAUGACAACACCUUUCGUCAGCUAUAUUGCAUUGAUCUACCAGGGCGAAACGGAACAAGCAAGCCCAGAUUUGACGGAGCUGUCAGAAAGGACCAGCGCCGGGGCUCCAGAGUCACAGCCAAUUUUGGACGACGAGGAAGCCAAGUUGGCAAAUGCCUAG
Messenger RNA from Gamsiella multidivaricata, 729 nucleotides. RefSeq lists its product as uncharacterized. NCBI's taxonomy places the organism in Eukaryota, Fungi, Mortierellomycota, Mortierellomycetes, Mortierellales, Mortierellaceae. The record is from RefSeq and is a predicted model, not a curated record. The transcript has a single exon. The coding region runs from base 1 to 729 and encodes 242 amino acids.